AUGUUAAAAAGUGUCAGACCUCAGUUGAGGAGCAUUCAGGAUAUCAGUUAUCAGGUAUGGAUUCUUCAGGAUCAGAUCCUCAUAGAAGUCCCAAGGAAGCACCAUAUGACUCCAGUCACUAUUGCCUUAAUCUCAUGUCAACAUGUGGAGACCCUUGUGAAAGACAGAGGGAACCCCAUCUACCUGAGACUGAAUGAGCUCAAGCUCUGCCUGAUGUGUGCUAAGGUCAGAGAGCAGCCUGAGCUGCAGCUGAAGAUGAGUGAUAUAAUGGAUUUGUAUGAUGAACCCAAGCCUGUGAAGCUGUUUCUCUUCUACCACAGUCAGAGUGGCAGAAGCUCCACCUUUGAGUCUGUGGCCUUCCCUGGCUGGUUCAUUGCUGUCAGCUCCGAAGGAGGCUGUUCUGUCAUCCUUACCCAAGAACUGGGGAAAGCCGACACCACUGACUUUGGGUUAACCAUGCUGUCUUAAGAUACAUUCCUCUGUGAUAGUGUAUCAAAGACCUUUUGGAUUCUGACAAGGAGAAGCAGAUAUGGAUGUUCCAUCGGAAAGUGGAGUCCCAUAAAGAAGGCUGCACCGCUCCUGGGCUUGGCUCAUGUCUCAGUGAAGUGAUAUACGCUGGUGCUGCUUUGGGUGAAGAGCUGCUGUUGUUUAUGAAGCUUUCACCUAAAGUGUUAUCACUGGA
Molecule: messenger RNA, 682 nt
Organism: Cebus imitator (Panamanian white-faced capuchin)
Lineage: Eukaryota; Metazoa; Chordata; Mammalia; Primates; Cebidae
Gene: IL36A
Product: interleukin 36 alpha
Exons: 4
Coding region: 1-468 (155 amino acids)
Biological process (GO): positive regulation of gene expression; cellular response to lipopolysaccharide; inflammatory response to antigenic stimulus
Molecular function (GO): interleukin-1 receptor binding; cytokine activity
Source: RefSeq, a predicted model, not a curated record